Molecule: messenger RNA, 2502 nt
Organism: Chironomus riparius
Lineage: Eukaryota; Metazoa; Arthropoda; Insecta; Diptera; Chironomidae
Source: the annotation of a GenBank genome assembly
UUACAUUCUUUUUUGACAAGUUAUUAAAAUGACUAGCAGUAAAGAGCCCGAAACAGGAUUCAAUGUGUUGAUACAAUUAAAAAACUUUUUUAAUUCCACUUUCCCUCAUGUACUGUAUAACAACUUUUAAAGCAUUACAAUCAGCAUCGAACUAAACUAUAGUUGAGAUUAAUAAUUAAGCUUUUAGGCACAACUAAGUGAUAGACGGGAUUUACUUUAGUAAAUUAAGUGAAUUAUGAGCAAUAUUUGCAGAUUGUGUUUUGAGGAAAAAAGUUCAUUAGAUUUUAUAGUAGAAUUAAGUGAUACAGCAUCAUAUUAUUCUAAUCAAACAUACAAAGAUCUGGUAGAAUAUUACUCAAGAGUUGAAUUGAAUCCGUUGCAAACUCAACUUAUAUGCGAGGAUUGCAGACAAACAGUCGAUAAAUUUGUAGAAUUAUCUAAGAAGAUAGAAGACAUUCAAAGUAGAUUAGAAUCCUUAGAAAUAUCGAAUGAAGAUAAAGUCCAAUAUAUUCAUGAGACCAAAUAUAAUGAUUUGAGAAAUCUUGAUAAUGAGAUCCAGUUAAACAGACGGUCAAAGAAAAUAUGCUCAAAACCAUUAAUUAAAUCGACAGAAUUAAAACAGGAUGAAGCAUUAAAAGUUCAAGAAAACUUAAAAUGCAAAGUAAUUGAAAGAAAGAAUUCAAGUACACAGAGACCACCAAAAAGAAAGAUAGAACAGAGUAAAAAAUUCAGAGAUAAAGUUGACACACUUGAGGAACUCUUUUCAGAUGUCAUAAAUAGAACCUCAAUAUUUACAUCCAAACUUCAUGCUAAUAUUAAUCAAGAUUUUAUUAAAACAACUGGUGAAAUUUCAGAAGAAACUGCACUUAGAGAAGGCUUGUCACAUUUGAGAUGGAAAGAUUUACUAUCUUGUGGACUAUGCUAUACAGAUUUUUAUAAUAUUAAUGACCUCAACACUCAUAUUCAAAGAAUUCAUGGAACACGAAAUAAAGCAUUUGGAUGUAAAAACUGUGAGAUAAAUUAUGCUGCCUUAUUCGAUACCUCUUUAAUAAAUCAUCACAUUGAAAGGCAUUAUAGAGAGCACCUAAAGUUUUGCUGCUUAGUUUGCUCAAAACUGUUUUAUGACAUUCCAUUCUUAGUUAAGCAUUAUAAAGAGCACUGUAAUGUUUAUGAGAUUAUGAUUUGUUAUAUUUGCGGAUUUUAUGCAAAAAAUUUAAAUGAAUUAAAAGAUCAUAAAGCAUAUCAUUUCCAAAUCAAAGGUUCCAAACCCGAAAAUCAAAUAUUAUGUGAAACAGUCUUUAAAAAGUAUCAAAGCGGAGAGGAAGCAAAUACUUUUAAUACAGAAAUUGAAUUAAAUGAACGAAAUUCUGAUGGAACCGUAGUUAGUGAAUGCCAAAAGACUUUUGAAGUAGAUUGGAGUUUUUUCAAGCAAGCUUGUCCAAUACCUUUAUGUUUGUAUCAAACAUUGAGACCAUUUGAAUUAUUCGUUCAUUUGAGAUUAACGCAUGCAAAAGAAUCUAAUCGCGUCAAAAAAGUUUAUUCCUGCAAUAUUUGUCCUGAGAAAAAAGAAUUUAGCGGGAUGCACUAUUUUUAUAAUCACAUGGCCGAGCAUCAUUUUUCUUCCUUAAAGUUUACCUGCAUCGUGUGUAAUCGUCUUUUUUGGAACCUUUUAUCUUUAGCAUUUCAUUAUAAAAACGUUCAUACAUCAUUUACAUCAGUAUUUUGCUGCCAUUGUGGAAAGAUUUAUCACUCGAUUACAUCAGCCGCUAUACAUUACAAGAAAACUAUGAUUUUAAUGAACGACGAAGAGAAGAAGAAAACGUUUGAAGAAGAAAGAACAGACAUCGAGCCCUCUCAUAUCUGCCACGUUUGCGGAAAAGUGUGCAAAAAUCAAUACACUUUAGCUAAACAUCUGACUACUCACGAAGCUGCUGACCCAACAAAAAUGUUGCAGUGUCAAAUUUGUAGUAAACUUUUCAACAGUAAAAAUAAGCUUGCUCAGCACAUGGUAGGACAUAGAAAUCAAAGAAAAUGGAAAUGCUCAGUAUGCGGAAUGUCAUUUAAUUUUAAAAAGUUAUUACAAAUGCACACUCGUGCUGUGCAUGAGUUUGAGAGAACUUUCCUUUGCAAUUUCUGUGAUAAGCGAUUUUUCAAAAAAUACGAUUUAACAGUUCACGUUCGACUUCACACUGGAUUUUUCCCGUACUCUUGUCCCGUUGAUGACUGUGAUGCCAAAUAUCCAGCAUGGAGCAAUCUUUUCAAACACUGUCAGUCCCGUCAUAAAAUGGACAUCAGAUCUGAAGGAUACAAAAAGCUGCGAGCUUUAGCAAAGUGUACAUCUGAUGAGAGUUUACUUAACUAGACUAAGCUCAUGGAUGAGAUAACUACUCAAAUAUUUAUAAAACAGUAUUUUAAUAAAGAGGAUAUUUAUAGACAUAUAUAUACAGCAAGGUCGUUUAUUUUCGAGUUAUGGAAAUUUAUACUAGCUCGUAAAAUCCAAAU